This is a messenger RNA of Leptinotarsa decemlineata (Colorado potato beetle), 608 nucleotides long. Its product is annotated as Testicular haploid expressed gene. Lineage: Eukaryota; Metazoa; Arthropoda; Insecta; Coleoptera; Chrysomelidae. The record is from RefSeq and is a predicted model, not a curated record.
GUCCGUGAUAAUGAUUCCGACAGUGUCACUCAAUUUUGACAACUACUCGAAAAAAUAUUUCCAAAUUCUUCGUGAACUCGAAAUAUGCCCAAAUCUAUUUUGAAAGGCAAUCGAGGUAGCAAUAUUCCUGACGACUUCAGAAAAAUCAAUGCAGAAGAUAUUUUAAAGAAACCAACACUAAAAAAGAAAGGAAAGAAAAAUGCUCAGAUGAGACCUAUAACUGCACCGAACCAGCUUUCUCAUACUAUUUCACACUUAGCAGAACCAAAAAGAAGGUACAGCGAAAACUGCGAUGACAGUCAUUGGGCUAUCAAAAAAUCUACCUUGAAUUACAAAGCAACAAGAAGAAUAAAAAAUUUGGCACAACCGAAAUCAAUUUCUCCAAAGAUUAAAGAUACGUCGAGUUCGUUCAUUUCGCCAAAAUCUUCAGUGACUCCAAGUGCUUUAAAGUACAAACCAUCUCGGAGAAUUAUGGAUUUGGCCAAACCAAAAGACUGGAUUUACUAUGAGCAUUAUGAUUAAGCGCCAUGAACUUAACAUGGUUUGGAAAUGAAUUGAACAAAUGUACGGAGGAUUAUUAAACAACAUUUUUCAUAGUGUGCAAUGCA